AAGGUGCUCAGGGAGCCGGGGCUGUUGAAUCGGCAGCAGGCGUGCUGAUAAAACUCUUCUGCGUGCACACCAAGGCCCUACAGGAUGUGCAGAUUAGAUUCCAGCCUCUUCAUAGCCCCGACGUGAGCGCGUCCAUGCCUUCUCAUGGCUCUCACGAAGAAUUUGCCUUUCCUGACCACAUGGCCGAUCUGAGCGCGGAAGGGCUGGCAUCUGAAAAAGGAUCGGUGCACGGCUCCCAACCAGACCUGCGGCGCAUCGCCGACCUGCCUGUACCGGUCGACUUUCUGUCUCUCUCGAAUGACGCCAAACCCAAGCUGAUGACUCCAGACGCGUUCAUGACACCAAGUACAUCUCUUCAACAGAUCGCCGUCUCUCCAGGCAGCAGCGUCAGUUCCCUGACCGCAGUCACAGCUAUGAGCAGCACUUCUGUCACCGAUGCCUCCAUGCCCAGGCCAUCAGAAGACCUGACUGUGAGCCCCAAGAUGCAGCUGGACACCAGCCUCACGCUGAGCAGCAGUAGCAGCAGCCUCCAGACUAGUCCCAGGAGCCAUUCCGUUCUUAUCCCAGGCCUCCCAGACAAGCUAACGCCAAAGGCACCUGUUCCAGUCCCGCCGGGAAAUGCCUCCCUAGCCCUGGAACUGCAGGAGGUGGAGCCUUUGGUGGUUCCCCAGGCUUCUCCCACCCGCGAGCGCUCGCCGGACGUCAUUUCAUCUGCUUCCACGGCCAUGUCCCAAGACAUCCCGGAGAUUGCUUCCGAGACCUUGCAACGCAGCUUUGCGGCAGCUCCGUCGGGGCUCCCCGCCGAGGUGCUGGAGCCCGGGCAUCACGCAGACAGUAUGGCAUCCGCCGCCUCGGCCUUGCAUUUGCUGUCUCCGAGGAACCGGCACAAUUCAGAGCACAGCCACCACUCUUUGGACAUGCCUCCAGUGGAGGUGGACAGACUGAACGCUCCGUCGUUACUGGAGACUGCUUUAACUCAGGAAAACGCGUCUUCUGACAGUGUUGUGAGUCAGCCAUGGCCGGCAGCUCCCGAUAUCACCAGAGAAACCAGGAACAGCAUGGCAGACAGCCCAAGGGACGAGGUUGAAGAAAAACACAAGAGCUCUUCCUAUCACCGACACAGCUACCACCUCCUGCAGCACGACAGCCAGGACGCGAGCGCAGAACAAAGUGACCAUGAUGACGAAGUCGCGAGCUUGGCUUCUACGUCUGGUGGAUUUGGUGCCAAAGCAUCUACGCAGAGGCUGCCCGUGAAGGAUUGGAAAGCCAAGGCGUCGCCUCGGGCCUCCCCUAAGCUAAAGCGCAAGGGCAAGAAAGAUGACGGGGAUGUGAACCAGUCGCCGCGAUCGUCUAACAACCAGGUGACGCUGGAGUUCCAGGAUGAGCUGAUGUGCAUCCUGAGGAGCCAACAGCGGGAGCUCUCCGAGCUGCGUCAGAACCAGAUGGAGCUGCUGCAGAGACUCACGGAUCACCUUGACGCCGUUCAGAGCUCCCUCAUGGGCCACGUGGAGAGAGUGAUUGACUCCCAGCAGGAGCAGGAGCAGAGAAGGCUGGACCGGGCGCUGACGGAAGGACAGCAGCGCAACGGGCAGCUCCAGGAGCAUCUGUCUCAGCAGCUCACUCAGUCCCUUUCCGCCGCCGUGUGUAACCGCCUGGAGAGGACCAUUCGCGAGGAGAUGAAGAAGACCCUACCCCAGUGCAUCUCCAAGAGCGUGGACCCUAUCGCCGGCCAGCUGAGUAACACUGUUGCCGCCAAGCUCACAGCGGUUGAGGGGACACUGAAAGAGAGUAUCACCAAGCUAGUGAAAUCAAAGAACCUUACAGAUACCAUCGUGAGGGCAACGGCCGAUACCCUGCAGGGACCCAUCCACGUCGUCUUGCCAGCCUUCGAGAAGAGCUGCCAGUCCAUGUUCCAGCAGAUCAACGACACCUUCAAGCAGGGCACGCAGGAAUAUAUCCAGCAGCUUGAGACUCACUUGAAGAACAAGAAGGUACGAGAACAGGAGGCCCGGGACCCGCUGCUGAAUCAGCUUCGGCAGCUCAUCAGCACCUUCCAGAGCACCACGGAGCAGCUGGCUUCCACCGUCACAGCCAGCAUCCACGCGGAGGUGCAGCAUCAGCUGCACAUUAUCGUGGGCAACAUGCAGGAGUCUAUUUUGACUCAGGUGCAGAGAAUCAUUAAAGGAGAAGUGAGCCUGGCUAUGAAGGAGCAGCAAGCGGCUGUCACGUCCAGCAUCGUCCAGGCGAUGCGCUCGGCGGCCGGGACUCCGAUCCCCUCCACUCACUUGGAUUUCCAGUCUCAGCAAACUCACAUCCUUCAGCUGCUGCAGCAGGGACACCUCAACCAAGCGUUCCAGCAG
Messenger RNA from Apaloderma vittatum (bar-tailed trogon), 2360 nucleotides. It is a transcript of the gene EDC4, whose product is annotated as enhancer of mRNA decapping 4. The record is from RefSeq and is a predicted model, not a curated record. Gene Ontology annotation, cellular component: P-body. Lineage: Eukaryota; Metazoa; Chordata; Aves; Trogoniformes; Trogonidae. The transcript has 16 exons. The annotation marks the transcript as partial. Gene Ontology annotation, biological process: deadenylation-independent decapping of nuclear-transcribed mRNA.